AUGGGUAUCAAGGAGAUUCGCACUGCUUUGAAAGUAGAUCUUAACAAACAUGCUCGCGAGCAACCUGGUUUACAUAACCGAUGGCACCCAGACAUCCCGGCCUGCGCAAAGAUUGCCAACAAUGAAGUCGUCAAGAUCGAGUGCUUGGACUGGACGGGUGGACAGAUCGGAAACAACGAUUCCGCUGAAGAUGUUCGAACUGUCGACUUGACGGAAAUCCACUACCUGUCUGGUCCCUUCGACAUUGACACAGCCGAGCCGGGGGACGUCCUGUGCGUGGAGAUUCAGGAUGUUCAGCCAUUCCAGGAUCAACCGUGGGGUUUUACUGGAGUAUUUGCCAAAGAGAAUGGAGGCGGGUUCUUGGAUGAGAUUUACCCUAAAGCUGCAAAAGCAAUCUGGGACUUCGAGGGCAUCUUCUGUUCCAGCCGGCAUAUUCCCGGAGUCCGCUUUGCGGGGUUGAUCCAUCCUGGAAUUCUAGGAUGCGCGCCGUCAGCGGACGUCUUGGCUGAAUGGAAUCGACGCGAAGGGGAGCUCAUCGCAGCUAAUACUGUCGCUGGCCGAGUCGUCGCGCAACCCCCGCAGCCUAUAAACGCCCAUGCGGGAAGUGCAGCUGAAGAGAUCAAGGACCGAGUGGCAAAAGAAGGGGCUAGAACAAUUCCAGGGCGUCCCGAGCAUGGUGGUAACUGUGACAUCAAAAACCUCUCUCGCGGUUCCAAGGUUUAUCUACCUGUUCAUGUCCCUGGGGCCAAAUUCUCUGUUGGUGAUCUACACUUCUCGCAGGGAGAUGGGGAGAUUUCUUUCUGUGGCGCCAUUGAGAUGGCCGGGGUUAUCACGCUCAAGUUCACUGUCAUCAAGAACGGUAUGGCAAAGAUGGAUAUGAAGUCGCCCAUCUUCCUGCCGGGUCCAGUGGAGCCGCAAUUUGGACCUGGACGCUUUCUUACAUUCGAGGGAUUCUCAGUGGAUGAACACGGUAAGCAACACUACUUGGAUGCCACAGUGGCGUAUAGACAGACCUGUCUGCGUGUGAUCGAAUAUCUCAGACGCUAUGGCUAUUCGGACUAUCAGAUCUAUCUUCUCCUCUCCUGUGCUCCAGUGCAGGGGCAUAUUGCAGGGAUUGUGGAUAUUCCGAACGCAUGCACAACCCUCGGGGUGCCCAUGGAUAUCUUCGAUUUUGACAUCAGACCUGAAGCUGAAGUUGUGAAGAGAGAUCUGGGAAGCUGUGCUUUUGCAAACGAGUAA
Messenger RNA from Penicillium canariense, 1239 nucleotides. Its product is annotated as acetamidase/formamidase family protein. The transcript has 5 exons. NCBI's taxonomy places the organism in Eukaryota, Fungi, Ascomycota, Eurotiomycetes, Eurotiales, Aspergillaceae. Gene Ontology annotation, molecular function: hydrolase activity, acting on carbon-nitrogen (but not peptide) bonds, in linear amides. The record is from RefSeq and is a predicted model, not a curated record. The coding region runs from base 1 to 1239 and encodes 412 amino acids.